Messenger RNA from Linum trigynum, 468 nucleotides. The record is from the annotation of a GenBank genome assembly. Lineage: Eukaryota; Viridiplantae; Streptophyta; Magnoliopsida; Malpighiales; Linaceae.
AUGAUGUCUACAACAAUGGCGGACGGUCUAACCGACGAACAGAUUGUCGAGUUCAAAGAAGCCUUCUGCCUCUUCGACAAGGACGGAGACGGUUGCAUUACGAUUGAGGAGCUGGCGACAGUAAUCCGGUCGUUGGAUCAAAACCCGACGGAGGAAGAGCUUCACGACAUGAUCACGGAGGUCGACGCCGAUGGCAACGGCACCAUCGAGUUCGCGGAGUUCUUGACCCUCAUGGCCAAGAAAAUCAAGGAGACAGAUGCAGAGGAGGAACUAAAAGAGGCCUUCAAAGUGUUUGACAAGGACCAAAAUGGCUACAUCUCCGCCACCGAGUUGAGGCAUGUCAUGAUCAACUUAGGAGAGAAGCUGACCGACGAAGAAGUGGAACAGAUGAUUAAGGAGGCGGACUUGGACGGCGAUGGUCAAGUCAACUACGAUGAAUUCGUCAAGAUGAUGUCCACUAUGGCAUGA